CCCUACAAAGCCGUGGAGAUGGUCUUCAUCGCCCUGGUUACAGUCCUUAGUUUUGUCACUGUCACAGGCAACAUCCUGGUGAUGCUCUCCAUUAAAGUCAAUCGGCACCUCCAGACUGUCAACAACUAUUUCCUGUUUAGCCUGGCGUGUGCUGACCUUAUCAUUGGUGCGUUCUCCAUGAACCUCUACACUGUCUACAUCAUCGUGGGCUAUUGGCCCCUGGGACCUGUAGCGUGUGACUUGUGGCUGGCCCUGGAUUACGUGGUGAGCAAUGCUUCUGUCAUGAACCUUCUUAUUAUUAGCUUUGACCGCUACUUCUGUGUCACCAAGCUGAGCUAUCCAGCCAGAAGGACCACCAAAAUGGCUGGGCUGAUGAUUGCAGGUGCCUGGAUUCUCUCCUUCAUUCUUUGGGCCCCUGCUAUCCUGUUUUGGCAGUUUAUUGUUGGAGAGCGCACGGUUCCACCAGGAGAGUGCUACAUCCAGUUUCUCUCCAACCCUGCAGUCACUUUCGGCACAGCCAUCGCUGCCUUCUACCUGCCUGUGGUCAUCAUGAUGGUGCUCUAUAUCCACAUCUCUCUGGCCAGCCGCAGCCGUGUGUCCAAGCAGAAGCCUGAGGCUGAGAAAAAGAAGAAAGGCCUCAAGAUACCUAACCCACUCAAGAGCCACAUCCUUAACAGACAGAAUAACAACAACCAGUCCCCCAAGCCCAGUCUGGAGUCCUGCAACACUGGUGAAGCUGUGAAGAAUGGCAACAUUGAUGAGUCUGUUGUUUCCACCAAGGCUAACGCUAGUGUCAAUCCAGAAGAGAAAGAAAGUUCCAAUGACUCAAGCACAGCCAGCAUUGCCCCCAAAAACGCUAAGGAGAGGGCCAACAGUGAAGCCAUUUCCGAAGGGGGCCUUGGCGUUGCUCCUGCACCUGCUCCUGCUCCUGCACCUGAACCUGCACCUGCAGCGGCAACCGUCAAACUCAACCCUGCCUCCAAAUGGUCCAAGAUUAAGAUUGUAACCAAGCAGGCUGGUGACGAGUGCAUCACUGCCAUCGAGAUUCAGCCACCCAUCCAGGGGGGUGAGAGCCGCUCUAUCCCAGUCAACCGUCCCCGGAAGGUGGCGCGCAAGUUUGCCAGUAUUGCCCGCAGCCAGGUGAAGAGAAAGCGCCAAAUGGCAGCCAGGGAGAAGAAGGUGACCAAAACCAUCUUCGCCAUCCUACUUGCCUUCAUCCUCACAUGGACCCCGUACAAUGUCAUGGUGCUCAUCAGCACCUUCUGCCACUCCUGUGUCCCGGACACUGUGUGGGCCAUCGGCUACUGGCUGUGCUACGUCAACAGCACCAUCAACCCAGCCUGCUACGCCCUCUGCAACGCCACCUUCAAGAAGACCUUCAAGAACCUCCUCAUGUGCCAGUAUAAGAAUAUUGGAACAAGAUGAGCUGGAGCAUACAGUAAAUAGGGCUGGUGAGGGUUAAUAUUACUAAGACAUCUGGAGGCCUGAGUGGUUACAGUAGGAGGGGAGGAGGGAGCCUCCUCAGUCAUGUUUAUGAACUUAUGUCACACUCAAUGCUCCUCUGAGAUGUCUUAGCCACAGAAGAUAGUAACAUCAUAGCUAUUUCCAAAUGAUACAGUAUGAGUAUGAUUGCCAAUGUGAGGAUGGGGCAAAUGAAGAAUCUGAGAUCAGCCAAAGUUAUGGAGUCUAAACAUGUCUAAGUUGUCUUCAUUGCCUCUUGGACCCUUACUGUGAAGACCAAUAAGGACUAAUUCGUAUCCACUGAAAUGUGGUAACAAUCUUCAAAAAGCCCAGCUGAACGUCUGUAGACUAAGGCCAGGCCAAGACUUCAGUCAUCCCUCUCCAAGAUACCACCACCGAAAUCAGAGACAGUGAGGAGAGUGUUACAUAAUGUCUGGGUGUACGGCAAAAGACACAUUAAAAAGGAGCUUGGAAAUCUUCCUUUAUACAACAGUAUAAAAUGAAACAAGCAUGAAAUGUCUAAUUAAACAAUCUAUUUCCUCCUCUCCCACCUCCUUAUUAUUGAGAGUUAUUAACUCCUCACAGAAAUGGAGGCACUCCCUCACAUCAGUGAAUCAUUAUCAUAAUGUGAUAUGGAGAGCAAUGUGGUCAUAACAUGAUAUGGAGAGCAAAGAUGAUAUGGAUCUAACCUCAAGGCUAGUUGCACGUACGUCCAAGUACUGCAACAUACUGCUGGUGACUUGAAAGUACAGUAUGCAUUUCCAUUCACCUCCCACUGACCAAAAUAUUGAUGUAUCUGUUUUGCGCAAAGGUGAUCUUCAAAGCUGACAAACUGUUGAU
Messenger RNA from Coregonus clupeaformis (lake whitefish), 2301 nucleotides. Its product is annotated as muscarinic acetylcholine receptor M4-like. Gene Ontology annotation, cellular component: synapse; plasma membrane; dendrite. Gene Ontology annotation, molecular function: G protein-coupled acetylcholine receptor activity; G protein-coupled serotonin receptor activity. Lineage: Eukaryota; Metazoa; Chordata; Actinopteri; Salmoniformes; Salmonidae. The record is from RefSeq and is a predicted model, not a curated record. Gene Ontology annotation, biological process: G protein-coupled receptor signaling pathway, coupled to cyclic nucleotide second messenger; adenylate cyclase-inhibiting G protein-coupled acetylcholine receptor signaling pathway; chemical synaptic transmission.